This is a messenger RNA of Prinia subflava (tawny-flanked prinia), 1774 nucleotides long. RefSeq names its product BPI fold containing family B member 2 (gene BPIFB2). The transcript is spliced from 16 exons. NCBI's taxonomy places the organism in Eukaryota, Metazoa, Chordata, Aves, Passeriformes, Cisticolidae. Gene Ontology annotation, molecular function: lipid binding. The record is from RefSeq and is a predicted model, not a curated record. The coding region runs from base 137 to 1522 and encodes 461 amino acids.
ACAAAGUGUCCCCCCAGUGUCCUGGUUCCCAGCCCUCUUUGCCAAUUCCUGCCCCAUCAGCUUUGGUUGGGAGGAUAUAUAAAACCAGCAGAAUUUCUCGGUGGGGCCACGGCAAGACACAGACUGAGUCAGAAGAAUGGGAAGACCAGCCAGGAGAGGUGCCGGCAUGGCGAUGCUCCGCACCCUGAGCAUCCUCCUGAGCCUCCUGGUCGCGGCUCACAGCACCAGGUCACCGGACUGUGGCGGCAUCCUCACCCCCUCUGGGCUGAGAUACCUUGCUGAGGUUUCAAAGCCACAUGCAGAGUCGGUUCUCAGGAGAGACCUCUUGGCCUCGCCAGCCCCAGAGCCAUCUUCUGCCUCCCCAAGUAGCAGGAGCCAAAUUACCUCUGUCAAAGUUGACAAGUUUUCCCUGACCCUGGUCCCCGACACCGGGAUGCGGCUGAGCAUCGAGGUGGACCUUGGCAUCACAUCUGCCCUCUCAACCAGCAAGGAGGUGAGGCUGUCCAUCUUGGCAGACCUCCACGUGGAGAUGAACCCCGAAGGGAACCUGGAGCUGGUGACCUCUGACUGCAAACCCACCCUGGAGGAGGUGCAGAGCACCGAGGACAUGGACAGCAAGUCCUCUGGAUCAGAAGUGGACAAGCAGAUCAACGUUGAAAAAAUUUGCCUGGAAGUCUCCAAACUGCUGCUUUUCCCAAAUGAACGGCUGAUGUCUCUGGCAGCUCCAUUCCCCAUCACACCAAACUGCCAAGUCCAGUACCUGCCCCUGGCUGCUCCCAUGUACUCUGAGCAGGGAAUCAUCAUCUCCUUGCAAACAACUUUCCAAGUGGCAGGGACAGUGAUCCCGCUGCCAGUCAGCCCUGUGCCUUUCAGCAUGCCUGAGCCAGGGAGUUCCAGCUCUUCCCACCUCAUCCUGGCCUUCUCCAAGCACUCCUACACCAGCUUAUUCUCUGCCUUGGAAGAGGCUGGAGCCCUCAACGUGAGCCUCCUGAGCCCGCUGACCACUGCCACCCUGGCUGAGAGGAUCACUCAGAUGGGCUCCCUCUUCCAAGAGGACCUACCAGUGGUGCUUCAAGCUGUGACCCGGAGCUCCCCUCACGUGGUGCUGGAGGAAGACAAAGCCAUCGUGAAGCUUUUCCUGACUGCCCAGAUUGGAACAGGAUCAUCCCUUUUCCAGAGCUUCCUGAGUGUGAACGUGGAUGUGACUGCCAGGCUCCAGCUCAGCGUUGCCGACACGAGGAUGAUCAUCUCUGUGGCAGACAUAGAGGAUGUCGAGCUCAGCCUGGCCACCUCAGAUGUGGGUCCUAUACUGGCUGCCUUGCUGGAGGAGUUGUUCCUGCCCACAAUCCGUGAGGAGGUGCCAGCCCAGAUAAAUGUGGUCCUGAGACAAGGUGUUUCCCUGCCCCACAUUGCCGGUUUCACUUACAGAGAUGUCAACAUCACAAUUCACAAGGAUUAUGUCUUGAUCCCCUGCAACCUCCAGCUAGAGCCGAGGAAUGGAGAGACAAGCACCUGGGUGUGAAGUCCAGCGUCUGGAGUAAAACAGUGGCAGAAUCAUUCAGUUGACUCACAUCGUGCUCCGUGGUUUGCCACUGCUUGAAAUGUUGAAAAUCUUCUUUCUUGCCUUACUAAAACAUCAUGGUUUUAUAUACUGGAUAAUGGUGCUGCACUAGCACCUUUCUCUUCCAGCCCUGCUCCUGGUAGUUUUUUUGCACAGAGAAUGUAUUGUAACAACAUUCUGCGCUUUAAUUAAAUAUUGCUCUUUAAUUCUGCA